GAUUCAUUACUCAACAAACUUGACAGAAAUUAAAAAAUUAGUUAGUAGGCGACAAACUGAACCUCCAUUACGAACUAAACAGAAAGAAAGGAAAUGUAAAAUUACAUCACACGCAAAUAUGUCAUAAAACAAAUAUCAAACAAGAUUUAUGUACUAAAAUUGAUGAAUGAGUCUUUAUCCUGGAGCAUUUCAACACAAAUUUGGGUACUUACCUGUUCAUUUCAACACAAAAUUGAGAACCUAACCAAGCUUUACAAGAUAACGUCGACCUUCACUCGAUGAUAGCAAAUGGCCGCUCGUUUCGGGAGUGCAUAUACAUAUUUCACUGAUUUUCACAAUUUGCCCGAGACAUUUACACUCACUUUGUAGUUGUGAAAUAUUUGGUAAAAAUAGGUUAGCCGAUAAAUAACCUACAACUUCGUUUGCGUUUGCGAUACGAGGACGACCGCCAAAACAAAAGAUAAAAUAUCACUUCCGCUGUCAAACUUCGGAGCGGGAAAUUCAAAAUUGAAGAUGAGCACGUUCUGCGGGAAAAUUCAAGAAAUCCUGCAAAUCAGCGUGGAUCGUUUUGAUGGCGAAAACAUGCAAUCUGAAGCGUAUUUCCUAUCGCAUUGCCAUUCAGAUCAUAUGGUUGGCCUGUGGUCUUAUGAUUUUCAAAAACAACUUGUGGCAAACAAAAAAAAAUUAUAUGCUUCACAAAUAUCUUGUGUGAUUUUGAGAAAAAUGUUUCCUAACAUUUCCGAUUGCUUGAGAGAAUUGCAUUUAUAUAGCCCUACAACAGUACAUUUGACAAAAAACAAUUUUUCAGUAUCACCAAUUUCUGCAGGCCAUUGUCCAGGAUCAGUGAUGUUUCUUUUUGAGAGUGGAAAUAAGAGUGUUCUGUAUACAGGAGAUUAUAGAAUUAGUAAACACGAUAUUCAAAAAUUCAAAUUUUUCUACAACUCUGCAAAUGAAAUUAAAAUUAUAGAUAAAAUCUAUUUAGACACAACGUUUUUCCUGAAAAGUUAUAUGAAUUUUCCAAAACGUGAGGAGAGCUUGAAAGAAUUGUGUGAAGUUGUAGAAGAAUGGAUAAAAAGAGGAAACAAAUUCUUCAUUAAACUGAUUACAAGUGCUAAAUAUGGAUAUGAAUAUGUUUUCAACGAAAUCUUCAAGAACUUCAUUAUGCCUGUACAUGUGAAUCAGGAUAUGCACUCAUUUUAUUCUCUAAUUCCAGAAAUGGACCAGUCUGUUACAAUGGAUGGGUCUUUAACGCAGAUACAUUGCAAUUGUGGAAUAUCGUUCAAACAAAUGUGUAAUCUUGAAUUGGAUAAUUUUGUGAAAAUUAUAAAAAUUUCAGCUUGGAGAUGGAAACAAGAUGACUUAAAAGAAGGUUCAUCAAAGUUUGAUUCAGAAAUUCAUUAUGUAUGUUAUUCCACUCAUGCCUCUUAUGAAGAAGGAGUUGAACUUAUACGAUUUUUGAAACCAAAAAGUAUCGAAGCAUGUGUGAAACAUAACGACCCCUACGCCAACAAGGAGAUGGCAAUUCUUAUUCAAAACCAUUUAGAAGAAUUCAAGGAAAAAGAGGAAAUCAAGAAGACACCACAACUGUUUCCUAUUGAAGAUGAAAUAAGCACAAAGUGUAGGACUUUUGAAAAAUCCUUUGAUGACACAGAUAUUCUCAACUCUCCUCCUAGACCGACAAUUGAUUUGGACAAUACAAUAAGGGGUGACGAUAUGACAGAGUUAAAUUGUGAAAAUAAUUCAAAUGGGACUUUAUCAGCAAUAGUUUCACCAGUUCGAAGGGUGAAGAUAUCAGAAUUCCGACCUUUUGGUGAAACACACGACGACAGAAAUGUUUCGGAUUUUGAAUCUGAAACAGAUUGCCAAAUAGUAAAAAAUAUAACUGUACCAUCAACUACUUCUCGCAGUAAUGAGGAAAUGAGAGGAACCAAGGAGAAAAAGUUGGAAGACAGCGAAUUAUUGAGCAUCCUAGGUUUACAAUCGGAUAACUUUUCUGAUGUACCAAAAUCCAUAGAGGGCAUAGAAAAUGGGUCAGAAUCAUUAGAAUACGAGAAGAAAGACGAUACUCCAGAAAAUCUGAGGGAUUUAAUUGACAAUUCUGAAGACUGGAGUGAAAACAAACAGUGGGAGGAUAGCGUACUCCUGGCUAUAAUCAACACACCACCAGAAGCAUUUGAAGUGAAUGCUGUUAAGGGAAAUGAAGAGAACAGUAUCAUCAUGAGUAUAAUUGAUUCGCCUCCGAGUAAGAAAAAAAAAUGACAGAAACUUCUAAAACUUUACUGGAUGUAUAUAUGAUUUUAUACAAAACUUGCAUAUUCUAAAUCUUUUAUGGAUUCAAUGGCAUUUGUCAACAAUUCUUUGACGAAAUCUGUUAGAGAUGUUCAUGUUUCAUGGAUUUUCGCAGAGACAAAUCAUGUUUCUGUGAAGGGGGGCACAAAUAUCGAAAAAUAUUCCCCUUUGAUCACUGGAGAAUCAAAUAAUUAGGUAUUGUCAAAUCGAUUCCUUAAGGGGUCUUUACAUUAUUACUCCAAAAAUACUUUAUAGGUGUAUAACCUAUAUUAUUAAUGAUAUCAAUUCAAAGGUAUCCUUGUAUUAUGUGAUACUGCUCAUAGUUCAAUUUAUAACGUUUAGGAUUAAUAUUGUUACGGAUUCCAUUCAAAAUUGAUAAAAAAAAAUUGCAAAUAAGUCAAAAUCAGAUUAGUUUAAUGGAGCUGUUAGGAAUCACACGUUGAAAGGUAAAAACUCAUUAGUCCUUAGCUCGCACAAGUUU
Messenger RNA from Leptinotarsa decemlineata (Colorado potato beetle), 2770 nucleotides. It is a transcript of the gene Snm1, whose product is annotated as DNA cross-link repair protein snm1. Lineage: Eukaryota; Metazoa; Arthropoda; Insecta; Coleoptera; Chrysomelidae. Gene Ontology annotation, molecular function: 5'-3' DNA exonuclease activity; damaged DNA binding. Gene Ontology annotation, biological process: telomere maintenance; interstrand cross-link repair; double-strand break repair via nonhomologous end joining. The record is from RefSeq and is a predicted model, not a curated record.